AACAGCUAAGUCUUUGCCUCCCUUGUAUUUCCUUCUCUUUUUGUAUUUUGAUAGAAGAUUAUUAAAGAACAAUGGCAAACAGAACCUGCAAAUUCUCUUGAAGUUGUCACAGAAGAAGCAACAAAAUACUACACGAUCUCCUCCGACCUUUUUCGUACAGGAACUGCGAGUCUGCAAUCUCAUCUUCCACCACCCUCCUCCAGAAGUUUCGAUCCAGGCGUACAUUUAUUAAGCGAGUUGCAAUUUGGCCUAGGGUGGAGUGUCAAACUUUCAAGUUCCUUUUGCCACCGGGUAACCCUAGGUCUUUGUGGUUUCUAGAACGAAAGAGAUGCUGGUAAAUCGGAGACGUGAUCACCUGAGCAGACCAGCCUAACCCUCUCCUCGACCAGCGCCUGCAGCCGGGUCCCUUUAAGAGACCAGAACUGCGUCCGGCGUCGCAGCCCUAAAGGGAUCCUCUCCGGUGCUCCUCCCCUGUCCGCGCGGCGAAUGGUUCGCGCCGGCCUAUAUUAACCCGAGGAUCUUCCUCCCGGACGGCAAGGAUGUGAGGGCGGCCGAGCCGGCUACCGCUCACACGGCCACAGAGGGCGCGCUGCCGCAGACCGGCCGAGAAGCCCGGAGCCAGCCGAGCCGGACACCCCCGGAGGGGAGCGAUGAGGUAGCGGCGGUCCCCGGAGCGGACGAUGCGCGCGUCCUGCCCUCAGAGCCCAGCGCUCCCCUGGCCCAGCCGGCCGAGCGCGAGCCCCCCGCGUCCCCUCGGAGCGAGGAUGCAGUGAGCCACGGGACCGCGGUGCCUGGCCCGCCGCGGCCAGCCGGAGCCCUCGGACCGCGCUCGGGGCAAGCUGCUCGUUCCGGGGGACCAGCCCAGCCCAGCCCAGCCCAGCCCAGGGGCUUGCUGACAGCCACUGGGUGUGGGGAGCACCGGCCCCUGGGCGCACUGCUGUAGUUUCCGUGGCUCCUGGCCCCGGCCCAAGACUUCUCUGUGUGUGUCACGUUCGCUGAAGAAGAAGAGUUACUGCUUUUUUUUCUCUCUCACCAUCCCGAGUGCUUUGGCCGAGCGGGCCAACCUCUCACCCCCCCCCCCCCCCCCCAUUUGUAGGCACUCAUCUGGCUUUUUUUUUUUUUUUUCUAAAAUCUUUCCAGCUCCGCUUCCUCUCAUUUUGAUGCUUGUCUGCGACUUUUGUCCUGGUCUUUCUUAUCAAGGCUUCUCCAAUACUCUUUCUCCCUCUCUGUGUUUGUGUGUGUGUUUGCACACUAGAAGCUGAUUUUUUCUUUCUUUCUUUCUUUUGGAAAUUUGACCCCUGCGGGGUUCUCAGGCACUUUCUAGAUCUCCUCUCCUGCCUCUACCUCUCUGUACGAAUUUUAUUUUCCGGGGCUUGCACGGGCCAAGCGCAGCCGGGGCCGGUGGCUCGGCGGGGCUCGGACCCCGUGCUCGGCCGCCGCCGCCCGGCCGCUCCCGGGCGUCCUCCGGAGAUGCUGCCGUGGAAGAAGCACAAGUUCGAACUGCUGGCCGAGGCGCCGCCGCGGCAGGCGUCCAAGCCUAAGGGCUACGCCGUGAGCCUGCACUACUCGGCGCUCAGCUCCUUGGCCAGGGCCUGCCCGGAAGGCGCGCUCAGCCGGGUGGGCAGCAUGUUCCGCUCCAAGCGCAAGAAGCUUCACAUCACCAGCGAGGACCCCACUUACACUGUGCUCUACCUGGGGAAUGCCACCACCAUCCAGGCGCGCGGCGACGGCUGCACCGACCUGGCGGUGGGCAAGAUCUGGAGCAAGAGCGAGGCAGGCCGUCAGGGCACCAAGAUGAAGCUGACCGUGAGCGCGCAGGGCAUCCGCAUGGUGCACGCGGAGGAGCGAGCGCUGCGGCGUCCCGGCCACCUCUACCUGCUGCACCGCGUCACCUACUGCGUGGCCGAUGCGCGGCUGCCCAAAGUCUUCGCCUGGGUCUACCGACAUGAACUGAAGCACAAGGCUGUGAUGCUUCGCUGCCACGCGGUGCUCGUGUCCAAGCCGGAGAAGGCUCAGGCCAUGGCCCUGCUGCUCUACCAGACGUCGGCCAACGCUCUGGCGGAGUUCAAACGCCUCAAGCGGCGGGACGACGCGCGUCACCAGCAGCAGGAGUUGGUGGGUGCAGACACCAUCCCGCUGGUGCCCUUGCGCAAGCUGCUCCUGCACGGACCUUGCUGCUACAAGCCGCCGGUGGAGCGCAGCCGCAGCGCUCCCAAGCUGGGCUCGAUCACCGAGGACCUGCUUGGGGAACAGCAGGAGGAGGAGGAGCUGCAGGAGGAAGAAGAAGAAGAAGAAGAGGAGCACCUCGAGGGCUGCCUGGAGGAGGAGGAGGAGGAGGACCAUGUGGGGGAUGGGGAUCCAGCAGACCAGGAGGCUGAAGCGCAGAGGGCGCUGAUGGUGACUAUGCACUUGGAAUGUGGGGACUUGCUGGACCCGCUGGAGAAUGGCCACGAGGAGGCGUUGGGGGACAGCGGGGUCUCCUUGGGCCCCAGCUCCGGGACAUCGCCUCUGCCAGGCUGUGCCUCCGACAUGAAGGCCCAACUGUCGCAGCUUAUUAGUGACCUGGGCGAUCUUAGCUUUGGCAAUGACGUGAGCACCCUGGAGUCCAAUUUAAGGGUGACGCGCCUGCUGUCGGGCGAGAGCACCGGCAGUGAGAGCUCCAUCGAGGGCGGAGGCCUGGAUGCCACCUCGGCCACCCUUGGGGACCCAUCCUGCCCUGCUGACAGCGCUGGCCUAGAUGAGCCCUACUCGGGCUAAGCUGCCAAAAGACUUCUCCAUGCCCCUGGCACCCCACAGUGGCUCCCACCGGUAGUUCUAUCCGCCCUAACCUCCAGGAAAGGGAAAAUUACGGACCCGAGUGAGGUCCAGACCCGAAUUUGUGGAGUUCCAUGGGCCUGCUUCUCUGCCACUUCCUGCCCCUGCCUCGGGUUUGUGAGCAGGGAGAUGUGGAAGGAGAGAAGCGCCACAAAGGAAAAGAGACAGGUUCUCUGGGGCUGGCGAGGAUGUGGGAAAUGGCCGAAGUUGGAAAAGGCCAAGGGCGGGCUGGAGGUGCCCAGCAGCCAGUUUCCUGUUUGUGAGGCAGCUGGGGCUUGGGAAGGAGGGGUUAACUUCCUCUCCAGAUCCCCCUGACUGGAAGGCCUCUCUUGUCAUCAAUAACUCAUUAACAACGUCAUUCUCGUUAUGUUGGAGGCUUUCAUGUCACUUACCUGCCCCCAGUUCUUUGGGAUAUGAGAGCUUGGGCUGUUUACCUCAGACUCAAACUCUUGAAAGUAUGCCAAAUUUCUCAAAUAACUCUUGGGGGCUGGGGGGCAGGGUAUGAAAGUUGUGUUUUGUUUACAGUCAAAGACAUCUAAUAUUUUUUAAAGGAAUUUUCCUUUAGAAAUACACCUUCCUCCUGCUCCAAAGCUUCUACUCCAUGAUGCUGUGUAAAAUACUUUUGCACUGUUGUGAAGUAUUUUUGACUUUUUUUUUUGUACAUAACUGUGUUCUCAGAGUUGAAUGUCUAUCUUUUGCUGUGCAAAAGAUCCUUGUAAAAUGUUGUUCAGUUGUAUAUAUGGAAAUGUGUAUAAAACAUUUUGUUAUUUUUGGUUUUUUUUUUUUUUUUUUUGAGCAGUAUUGUUUUGGUUCUGUAUGCAUGUCAGUGGGGUGAGAAUAAAGAGGAAAGCUGUCAAUACAGAAGAGCUUCUGGAAAUGCUGCCAAGAUGAUUGGCAGUGAAGGAGUGGGGCUGGCGAGGAUGUGGGAAAUGGCCGAAGUUGGAAAAGGCCAAGGGUGGGGGACAAUAGGGGUGAAGGGGUGUGUGCCCCCAACCUGCCGAAGCUUGGGGAGGGCCAGAGAUUUCUAAAGGUUUUUUGUUUGUUUGUUUGUUUUUUGUUUUUUGUUUUUUUAAUCAGAUAACUUGAGGUAUCAUGUCUGGGGCCAGCCUCCUGCAUAUUUCAUAUUCCCAUUGCAUUUGUGCUGUCUUGAUUGCUUGUCGGUUUUGAGACAAGAGACUCACUAUGUAGCUCUAACUGGCCUGGAACUCUAUAAUGUAUCCUAGGCUGGCUUUGGACUCAGAGAUCUACCUGCCUCUGCUCCCCCAAGUGUUGAGAUCGAAGACGUGAGCCACUAGCCUGGAGUAUGGAUUUUCCCCCCCUUCAAGCUAAUUAUGGAGAGGUCCGUAAACCCAACUGUCCAAGCGCUUUAGAUGCAUAAGGCUGUUUCCUGAGUGACUUGCCUCCUGCUGUGUUUUUUGCUACCUCCUGUGGGUCGGCCUAACCAUCAAGUUCAAGCAUAAUGUAUCACCUUUUUCCUCUGCGAGUUGCCACGAUGCUCUGAAGACCGACUAGCACUCUAAAGAGGACUCUGUAGAGUGAGGCCUGCUUUGUUUUUCUCCGGGAAGAAAAGCAAAUAGAAAAGUGGUAGGUUCCAGACACCCGGGAGUGAGUCAUGGCACAGGUGGGGUUGGGGGAGACAGCUCGAAGAGCCUGUUUCCUUCGCUUACAGCCCUGCCUGGCCCAGUGGGAACCACUCAGAGCGAGGCAGAGUAGCUGUUGGCUUGGUGUGGGUGUGUGUGGGUGCUGUGGGGUGUUCAUGCUUUCUGUGUUUGUUUCUGUUGGUGAACUCCAACCCAGAUGUCUCUAGUUGGGUUACACCCAAUCAGCUGGAAGUGGUAAUCCGAUGCUGCCCAAACUGC
Molecule: messenger RNA, 4673 nt
Organism: Meriones unguiculatus (Mongolian gerbil)
Lineage: Eukaryota; Metazoa; Chordata; Mammalia; Rodentia; Muridae
Gene: Fam43a
Product: family with sequence similarity 43 member A
Exons: 1
Coding region: 1471-2757 (428 amino acids)
Source: RefSeq, a predicted model, not a curated record